CUUGUUAUACCCAGAGACAAGUGCAGAUUCUUUAGUAUGGUUUAUGAGCGAUACUUAUAAAUUAAUCACGGUUAGUGUAUAUUUUUGUAAUGAAUAAACAGCUAAUAAGUAUUAAGACGUGAAAUUUAGGUAAAGAUUUACGUCACUUAAAAGAUGCAUCAAAACACAUUGCCAGUUCCCUCUAAUUCUGGCAAAGAUCGAAGAAUCAGCAACAUCUACAUUAAUCCUACAUAUGAUCCGACUAUCAGCAAUAUUCGGCGAGUAGAAAAUAUAAACCUAAAUGGACAGAAUCAAGAAGUGUCUAAUCGCUUAUCAUAUCAAGAGAUAAUUCGUAACAGCAUUCAGAUACCAGAAAAUCCUCCAAGGCGUAAAAAGCGCUGUCCAUGUAAGCUGUUUGAUGAAGAUCAUAAAGAGGAAAGGUUAUUCAUUGCUCACGUACUUCUUGUUACCCUGUUUGUGAUGACAUUUGGUGGUAUCGGUAUUUCCAUUUUGAUACAAACCAUCCCGUUGACCUUCUUUCCAGCGUGCUGGAAGCUGACAAUCGCUCUGGCAUUUCUCACAUUUUUAAUAGGUGUAUAUAUAUGCUGGGAAGACAACAUCUAUAGAUCACCACAACAACAUCAGGCGAGGAUUAUUAUUACAUAAAUUCAAACUUUUGCAGUAAAUUGGUCAUUCAAUUCAUCUCCAGUUCCUCCAAAGAAAAUGAACAUGGACAACAUAAAAAAACUUGCUAAAAGAAUCUGUAAAUGUUUUUAAUUUUAGUUAGUUUUAAGACAAAGUGUUGGCAGAAACAAACACUAAUGAACUCAACUACUACGAUUAUUUCCCAAAUAAGAAGCAAUAUUUAAAAAUAUUUUUAAAGUUUUAGUCUUUACUAAGUUAUUG
Molecule: messenger RNA, 885 nt
Organism: Argiope bruennichi
Lineage: Eukaryota; Metazoa; Arthropoda; Arachnida; Araneae; Araneidae
Exons: 3
Coding region: 154-645 (163 amino acids)
Source: RefSeq, a predicted model, not a curated record